AUGUGGGCACCACAUGUGUCCGGGGUUGAAGCGGUGGAUCUGAACUCACAGGAUACUGCAACACACGGUGUCGCGGCAAUGGUGGCGUCGGCGGCUGUCGCAGCUGGGGCCCCGGGCCGUCUGCUUGAUGAGGAGUCGUUCCCGGCGGCCAGGUCUGCAAGCCGAUCGCUUCUGCCGCCCGAUCGCUUCUGCCGCGAGUCGCUGCUGAAGCACAUUUGGAGAAAUGUGCUGGGCCCUGGGGCCGUAACCUCCUACGGCGUCUAUGCGUCUCUCGAGCGAAAACUUACAGGAGAGAAGCAGGGCCAGACCUCUAUCUCUAUCAGUGUUUGA
This is a messenger RNA of Symbiodinium sp. CCMP2592, 330 nucleotides long. Lineage: Eukaryota; Dinophyceae; Suessiales; Symbiodiniaceae. The record is from the annotation of a GenBank genome assembly.